CUUGAGCGGAGGCUGGGAGAGACCGAGCAGUGCUCUCGGAGCGUGAAGGACAGGUGCUGCGCCCCUGAGCUCCCCCAGUAUGUGGCUGGGGCUUCUUCUGACCACCACUUUCCUCCUUUCUCCAGUUCCAGUAAAUGCUAUCAAAGAACUCCCUGGAGUAAAGAACUAUGAAGUAGUUUAUCCCAGAAGACUCCAUCCAGUACAUAAAAGAGAAGUCAAGGAGGCAGAGCAACAGGAAAAAUUUGAAACUGAAUUGAAGUAUAAAAUUACAGUUAAUGGGAAAAUUGCAGUGCUUUACUUGAAAAAAAACAAGGAUCUCCUUGCACCAGGUUACAUGGAAACACAUUAUAAUUCCACUGGAGAGGAGGUCACCACAAGCCCACAAAUAAUGGAUGACUGUUAUUACCAAGGACACAUCAUUAAUGAAAAAGUUUCAGAUGCUAGCAUCAGCACAUGUAGGGGACUAAGGGGCUACUUCAGUCAGGGAGAUCAAAAAUACUUCAUUGAACCUUUAAGCCCUACAAAUCAGGAUGGACAGAAACAUGCACUCUUCAGUUAUGAUCCAGAGGAAAAGACUAACAGCACCUGUGGGACAGAUGACAUACUACGGGCACACGGAUCUCGGCAGAGUAUGGUUCUACCUGCCCCAAGUCUGGCGAAAUCAAAAGACCAGAAGGGUCUGGAACAUAAGAAAUACGUAGAAUAUUAUUUGGUCCUGGAUAAUAGUGAGUUUAAAAAGUACAACCAAGAUCCAGAGGAAAUAAGAAAGAGGGUGUUUGAAAUGGCCAAUUAUGUCAACAUGCUUUAUAAAAAGCUCGAUACUCACGUGGCCUUAGUCGGUAUGGAAAUCUGGAAUGAGGGGGAUAAAAUAAAGAUAAGUCCAAAUGCAAGCUUCACCUUGGAAAAUUUUUCUAAAUGGAGGGGAAGUGUCCUCCGAAGAAGAAAGCGUCAUGAUAUUGCACAAUUAAUCACAGCAACAAAACUUUCUGGAACAACCGUGGGCCUUGCUUUCAUGUCUACAAUGUGCUCUCCUUAUCAUUCUGUUGGCAUCGUUCAGGACCACAGUGACAACAUGCUUAGAGUAGCAGGGACCAUGGCCCAUGAAAUGGGUCAUAACUUUGGAAUGUUUCAUGACUCCUAUGUUUGCAAGUGCCCUUCUACAAUAUGUGUGAUGGACAGAGCACUAAGCUUCUAUAUACCUACAGACUUCAGUUCCUGCAGCCGUGUCAGCUAUGACAAGUUCUUUGAAGAUAAAUUAUCAAAUUGCCUUUUCAACGCUCCAUUGCCUACAGAUGUUAUAUCCAUCCCAAUCUGUGGGAAUCAGCUGGUAGAAAUGGGAGAGGACUGUGAUUGUGGGACUCCUGAGGAAUGUGCCAACAUUUGCUGUGACCCUAAAACUUGUAAAAUCAAAGCAAGUUUUCAAUGUGCAUUAGGAGAAUGCUGUGAAAAAUGCCAGUUUAAGAAGCCUGGGGCAGUAUGCCGACCAGCAAAAGAUGAGUGUGAUCUGCCAGAAAUGUGUGAUGGUAAAUCUGGUAUUUGCCCUGAUGAUAGAUUCCGAGUCAAUGGCUUCCCCUGCCAAAAUGGGGAGGGCUACUGCUUGAUGGGGAUGUGCCCCACGCUGCAGGAGCAGUGCACUGAGCUGUGGGGACCAGGGACCGAUGUUGCAGACAAAUCGUGUUACAGCAGGAAUGAAGGUGGGUCAAAGUAUGGGUACUGUCGCAAAGUGGAUGACACACCCAUUCCCUGCAAAUCAACUGAUGCCAUGUGUGGGAAGUUGUUCUGUCAAGGUGGGUCAGAUACUUUGCCUUGGAGAGGACAUAUUAUAACUUUCCUGACAUGUAAAACAUUUGAACCUGAAGACAGCAGUCAAGAAGUAGCGAUGGUAGCCAAUGGAACCAAGUGUGGAAACAAGAAGGUUUGCAUUAAUGCAGAAUGUGUAGAUAUUGAAAGAGCCUACAAAUCAACCAAUUGCUCCUCCAAGUGCAAAGGACAUGCUGUGUGUAACCAUGAUCUCCAGUGUCAGUGUAAAGAAGGAUGGGCCCCUCCUGAUUGUGAUGACUCUUCAGUGGUCUUCCAUUUCUCCAUUGUGGUUGGGGUGCUGUUUCCUAUGGCUGUCAUAUCGGUGGUGGUUGCUAUAGUAAUCUGGCACCAAAGUAGCAGAAGAAAGCAGAAGGAAGUCCAGAGGCCACUGUCGUCUACUCGCAACAGGCCUCGCAGACAGAAGAGGAACCCACAGACGGUGAAGGAUGUUCAGCCCCAAGAGAUGAGUCAGAUGAAGCUCCAAUCACCUGAUCUGCCAGUAGAGGGCAAUGAGCCUCCAGCUUCUUUUCUAAUUACAAAGCCAGAUUUUCCACCACCACCGAUUCCUACAUCUGUGUCAACUUCUUUCCUUCAUAAUGCCACGAAGGUACUUCCCUCUACUGUUUUUAAAGACAAAAUAAUGUCAACACCUAAGGGUUCCAAUCCAAACGUCUGAAGCAGCAGCUAAGCAGGGAUGGGUGGGGUGAUGAUCAACCUGGAAGACUGGAUAAUCCGGGUGGAAGAGAAAGAUGCUUUCUCCUUAUCAUUAGCUCUUGAUUACUCAAGGAUGUUAACAUUUCUUGAUACAUGUUGUGCUUUGAGGCGACUCAACAAACAUUUUGAAGAGAGACAUGGUCUUGAGAAUCUUUGUGUGAAUUCACCAUUUCUUUCUUCCAUACUCAUGGGAGAGGAGAGGACUCUAAACAAACAGCUGUACAUCUAAAAUCUCUAAUUAGGUGACUUUCUUAACCACCCCCCCUUUUCUUAUUGUGAUGUUGACUAAUAUUUCCU
Molecule: messenger RNA, 2811 nt
Organism: Neogale vison (American mink)
Lineage: Eukaryota; Metazoa; Chordata; Mammalia; Carnivora; Mustelidae
Gene: ADAM28
Product: ADAM metallopeptidase domain 28
Exons: 24
Coding region: 80-2476 (798 amino acids)
Biological process (GO): proteolysis
Cellular component (GO): plasma membrane
Molecular function (GO): metalloendopeptidase activity
Source: RefSeq, a predicted model, not a curated record